CUUGCAGUAAUGCCUGGAGUAUGAUGUGGGUCGGAACCUCUGGUGCAGCCACUUUAGAAGCUUGUGUUCCACCCGGAAAACUGAAGGCACGGAACAAGAUGGCGAGAUGUAUCCACGGCGGAAUUGGCGUUUGAGGAAAACAAAACGUUUAAAUCAGUUGUAAUUCAACUAAACAAGAAAUGCGACUCCCCCACGGGCCUAGCAGGAAAACAGAAAAGAAAGGAAGAUGUUUGCCAAACCUUUUCGCGUCAAGUCCAACACAGCGAUCAAAGGGUCGGAUAGGAGGAAGCUCAAGGCUGACGUACAGUCUGCCUUUCCGUCUUUAUCUGGUGCUGAGCUAUCACAUCUCAUACCAAACAAGGAGGAGCUGAAUGUGGUAAAAAUCUAUUUGCAUAAAGGAGACGUGGUGACUGCCUAUGUUUUGAGUAAGAACCCCAUCUUCUUUGAAAUGAACAAGAGACUUUAUCCAACAGACAUUGGCCCAGAUGUUCUGAUAAUCAGAUAGUCAUUGGAGAAGGAAAGACUGGAGUUGCUGUCAGAACAAUACAUAAACCAGACAUAGCAGACUGUCUGGGAAUUGCCCAAGAAAUUGAAGAUUCCAAUGAGCAUUUCCCAUGCAUCCAGAAGUCUCCUAAAGAACCCAUUGAAAAUCAAUUGCUAACAAGAAAUUGUGAAAUGAAGUUUCAUAGGACUACGGAACACUUUUGUGUAACCGAUUAACCAAACAGGAAUAAAACGAAGAACGGUGGACUCUGAAAAUCUGAAACAAAAACAGAAAUUGAUGGAGAAGUUCAGCAGGACUGGCAACAUCUUUGGAGAGAGUGGAGACUUAACUUUUUGAGUCCAGUGACCCUUCAAGAUUGGCAUAUCUGGAAGAGCUGUGACAAUGAGUUAAACACUAAAACAAAACAAAGUACUGUGGAUGCUGAAGAUCUGAAACAAAAACAGAAAAUGCCGGAGAAACUUGGCAAGAAUGGCAGCAUCUGUG
Messenger RNA from Rhincodon typus (whale shark), 988 nucleotides. RefSeq names its product eukaryotic translation initiation factor 2D-like. Lineage: Eukaryota; Metazoa; Chordata; Chondrichthyes; Orectolobiformes; Rhincodontidae. Gene Ontology annotation, biological process: formation of translation preinitiation complex. Gene Ontology annotation, molecular function: translation initiation factor activity. The record is from RefSeq and is a predicted model, not a curated record. The coding region runs from base 227 to 505 and encodes 92 amino acids. The transcript has 3 exons.